GUAUCGUACGAUCAAUGACGAUCAAAACGUUGGUGUGCCUGAGCUGAGAGCUCCUUCGUAACGAGCACUUCCACAUUGCUAUUUUUUCUGAUGCAAUACUCGCGUUAUAGACUCGGGUUUUAAUAAAAUUAAAUAGAAAUAAGAUUUAAAAAGUGGUGAAUUGUGUAUUUUCUAGUGAACAAAAGCUUCGUUAAAUCUGCGUGUUAAAAUGACUGAAGAAGAUUCGAUUUUCGAUCCAACUUUGAAAAAGAAGAAAAAGAAAAAGAAGACCACUUUUGAUCUCGAUGGAGAAAUGGGUGAUGCGGGCAGUGGUGGCGAAAACACCGAAGGACUUGGCGACAAAGAGAAUCAGGAACCUGAUAAUCCUUCGGUCGACGAUGACGAAGCCCUCGACUUGGAAAACUUUGGAAAGAAGAAAAAAAAGAAGAAGAAGGCUUUCAAUCUUGAUGAACUAGAUGCCGCCUUGCCGGAUAGUAAAAAAGAAGAUGUUGUUGAACAGCAAACGGAGGAAAUUCCGAUUGAUGAUAACUUUGAUCUGGAUAUGGACUUCUCGAAAACAAAAAAGAAGAAGAAGAAAAAGAAGGAUCUGGAUGAGCUGGUAGCGGAGGAGGAGAAAAAAGAGAUAGAAGAUGCAGAGAAUGGCUGCACUGACUCUGAGCGAAGUGCAGACUAUGUCGAGGACACAAGCCUGUGGGUAGGAUCGGACAGAGACUACACUUAUGAUGAGUUACUUCUCAGAGUAUUCAAUAUCAUGCGGGAAAAGAAUCCCGAUAUGGUUGCCGGUAAAAAACAAAAAUUCGUCAUGCGACCACCACAAGUUGUUCGUAUUGGUACGAAAAAAACAUCUUUUGCCAAUUUCACCGAGAUUUGCAAAACGUUGCAUCGACAACCGAAACAUUUAUUAGACUUUCUACUGGCUGAAUUGGGUACGAGCGGUUCCGUCGACGGCAAUAGUCAGCUCAUUAUCAAAGGACGCUUUCAACAGAAGCAGAUAGAAAAUGUAUUGAGGAGAUAUAUCAAGGAAUACGUCACGUGCCAUACGUGUCGUUCACCUGAUACAAUCCUCCAAAAGGAUACCAGAUUAUUCUUCUUGCAGUGCGAGACAUGUGGCUCUCGAUGUUCGGUAGCUAGCAUCAAAUCUGGUUUCCAGGCUGUUACUGGGAAACGCGCUGCCAUUCGAGCAAAAACGGCUUAAAGAUUUUGUACAUUUUGCUAAGAGGAUAUUCGCGAAAAUUCUUGGAAGACCAUUGGAUUAAACAUACAAAAAUGAUUAUGAAAUACAAUUGCGUCAUGUCGAAAAUAAA
Messenger RNA from Venturia canescens, 1304 nucleotides. It is a transcript of the gene eIF2beta, whose product is annotated as eukaryotic translation initiation factor 2 subunit beta. The transcript is spliced from 7 exons. Gene Ontology annotation, biological process: formation of cytoplasmic translation initiation complex; formation of translation preinitiation complex; translational initiation. Gene Ontology annotation, cellular component: eukaryotic translation initiation factor 2 complex. NCBI's taxonomy places the organism in Eukaryota, Metazoa, Arthropoda, Insecta, Hymenoptera, Ichneumonidae. Bases 209 to 1195 code for a protein of 328 amino acids. Gene Ontology annotation, molecular function: translation initiation factor activity; mRNA binding; translation initiation factor binding. The record is from RefSeq and is a predicted model, not a curated record.